Messenger RNA from Amoebophrya sp. A120, 2501 nucleotides. Lineage: Eukaryota; Dinophyceae; Syndiniales; Amoebophryaceae. The record is from the annotation of a GenBank genome assembly.
AUGGCGACCUCUUCCUCCUCGAAAGUUUGUUAUUACGAGCUCCUCGGUGUUUCCCGCAAAGCUGAUGACGCCGAGUUGAAGACCUCCUACCGCAAGCUCGCGCUCCGUUUCCACCCGGACAAGGCGCCGCAGAACAACUUGACAAAUGAGGAGGCGACGCAGCGGUUCCAGGCACUGAACGAAGCGUACGCAACUCUGUCCGACCCGCAGGAGCGCGCGUGGUACGACGCGCACAGGGAACAAAUAUUGUAUGGGGACGAUGACGACAACGAAAAUGGCGUGGACCCGUUUGAAAAGCAGCUGAAUUUGUGGAGUUACUUCCGCUCCAGCUGCUUCCAGGGGUUUUCCGACACGGAUCCAAAAGGAUUUUUCAUCGUGUACGAGGAAUUGUUCCGGAAAAUCGACAUUGCGGAACAGGACUACUACUCGGAUGACAGUGAAGAGGAAGAGGGGAACAAUUCUAGUUCAUCGUCGAGUAACCCAAAUAAUAAAGGGAAUAACAACAACAAGAAUAAAUCCGCAGCUAGCUCUUCCAAAAAAAACACUUUCGCGCCUGCUUUCGGCAAAUCCGGCGAUGAUUGGGCGAGUAGCACUUCCAAAUUCUACUCCCACUGGCAGAACUUCGCGACGAAAAGGCCUUUUGGUCACGCGGACAAGUACAACCCAAAUGAGGCGCCGAAUCGGAAAGUGAGAAGAUUGAUCGAGCAGGAGAACAAGAAGUUGCGGCAAGCAGCGAGGCAGGAGUACAAUGAGAAGGUGCGGAAAUUGGUGGGUAUUUGUAUGCGCCGGGACCCGAGAUUUGAGCAGUUUGAGAAGGAGAAAGCAAAGAAACAAAGGGAAAAAACGGAGAAGUUCGAGAAACAGCAGCAACUGGAUUUAGAGAGGAAAAAAGCGGCGAGAUUAGCGGCGAAACAAGAGGAGAUUGAACGGUGGGAAGAGGCGGAGAGGUUAUUGCGGGAGCAGGAAGAGAAGUACGGUGGAGGUCUUUUAUCCGGUAAUGAGGUAGCUACAGACCCAGAUGAUGUUCAAUGUCGCAAUGCAAGUCGGACGCCGCGAGAGGAACAAGACGAACAAGACGCGGACAAUUCCCCAGCACCGCAGGUGUUCGUGUGCGAGCUCUGCCGCAAGAAUUUCAAGACGGAAAACCAGUUCUCGGCCCAUUGCAAGUCGAAGAAGCAUUUGCAAGCGGUUGCGGCCAUGAUGGAGGCGGUGGAGAGCAGUGAGGGGGAAUUAGUGGAGGACGACGAAGACGAUGCUCCAAUGGACGACGAGGAUUCUGACACGUCGGAAGAAGCUGCUGUAGAGAGGCAGCAAGUAGGAGAACAGCGGCAUGACGAUGACGAAGACCCCGAUGACAAAAGCUCUGCACCAGCGAGCCCCAGUUCUUCCCAACCGUCACCAGAGAAAAAUCGCAGAAAAAGUAGAAGGCAAAGCACAUCUAGCAAAGGUAGUUCGCGGUCUGGGACUCGGAGGAGGAAGGACAGCAAGACAACGGAACAAGAUUCAUCUGACGAGAGCAGCGACGACGAUGCAUUCUUGUCUAGGUUUGCGAACCUGAAAACGAAGCAGAACAGCUGCAAGGCUAAGAACGUAGACGCAGCCAGUGACGUUGAUGAUGAGGUUGAUGAGGAGGCUGAGGACAGCCAAGAGCCUUCAUGUAAGAAGAAUCUGAAUUUCAGCCCUUCGAACCGUUCACGCGCUGCUGGCCAAGACGCGGGAGAAAGCAGUCCACCUGCGGUUGCAGCAAAAGCAGAAAACGACACUUCAGGUCUCGACAAAAGUAGCGAAGCUGCAGGCAACAAGAACGAUGCAGUCCCAGCAAGCGUAAUCGACAAAAUAUCGUCGCCAGCGGACGCCAAAGACAGCGACGACGCAGGCGAUGUUGAAGAUGUUCCGAAUGGUAACGAAGGGGACAAUGUUGAAACUUCACUACCACCAACCGACGACACGACUAAGAAAGAAAAGCGUAAGCGCCGGCGCGCAAAACCUCCCGAUGAUGGUGCAGCAAAUAACCCGACCCACCGGUCCGUCCCCGCGCAGUCUGGAGACAGUUGGCCGGAGGCGGCUGCGUCAGCCGUGAUCCUCUGUGCGUACUGCCGACAAACGUUUUCGACAAAAAACAAGCUCUUUGACCAUCUGAAGAAAAAUCCGACGCACAUGGCGCUGAAAACCAACGCGUCCGCGAACUCGAAAAAGAAUCACGACGCGAUGCUGGCGAAUUUUGGGGUCGGAAAUGGUGGGGGGAAGAAGGAGAAUAACAAGAGGGGGAAUAGGUGACAGUGGAGAAGAUGAAAUUCUCGUCGGCUGAGCGGUAUCACUAUCGCUUCAACUGCUCCAACUGCUACUAAAAGAGUUCAAAAAAACUAUGUUGGAGACGCAGAGUAGGAGUAUGAGAACCGGCAUGUCGCACUUCGCCUAAGCAUACUGAUUGUACAACGACGGACCAACGACAUGAUCAACAGAAUUGACUACAAACUGGGCGUAGUAGUCAGUAGAACGAG